AUGGCGAAAAAUGCAGCUGCGCUCUCCACUCUUAAGGACUGUCUUCAGUUCCUGGAGUGGUUGCGUGGUGACAAGCUGGGAAAGGACAUGCAAGGCCUGGUGGCCCAUCGACUGGAAAGGCUACUCGAAGAUAGAUACAAAACUGUCAGUCAAUCGCAAAUUGCGUCGGCACUAUCUAAUUUCCUUAGCAACAUAUCCAAGUUUCAUACGAAAUUAUGCGCUUCUCCACGCGGUUCUUACAAUGGCCAAAAAACCGCUAAAAAUGUCCUCAACAAUCUAAUCGCGUGCAUCCCCAAGUUGCUAUCUGCGGUGUACUUUCUGCGCUACCAGGUGGACCCGGGCUUUGCUGCACUCGGCGGAGGGGAGUGGAAGGACCAACAGGUUGGGGUGAUUGCACUGUACGCUGCUAUUGGCAGAGGGUUGGAUGCAGCUAUAACCGGCCCAUUAGACAAGUACCUUAUCGCUCCAUCCCACGAUAACCAGUACGGCGUUAUACCUGGAGGCUUCGAUCCUAGUGAGUUGAGGCAAGGUCAUCUUCAGGGUUAUUCCGAAGCUUCUCAAAUGGCCGGUGACCUCAUAAAGAUAUUGGAUAAGGAGACUAAUGCGCAUAAUCUCUUUCGUGACGUCUAUUCCACAACAGUAAUUCCGCCAACAUUUGGCGCUGACACCGCGAACGUCGCCAACGCUGUUCGCUUGGUGCAAGAUUUUUGUGGGAUAUUUGGAGGCUUAAAAAGUGUUGACGAAUUAAGAAACCAUUUAUAUAGGAAAGAUAGAUGCAUAAAUUUGCAACAAUUAAAAGAUCAUUGCGCCAAACUUAAGACGUCUCUCGGCACAAUCUUCAAGCAGGACCAUUUUUCUUUCACCGGUUACGGGCGGAAAUAUGAAGUUUUUGUAGACGAAAAUAUCGCUAAGAAGAUGGCGAGCUGGCUUAGAAAGAAUUUGCAUACAGUGAAAGAGAAGUUGGCCAAAAUUAAGGCUUUUAGAAGCGUCAAUAAUAUCAAUAAGCUUAAGAGCGGUAAACUGCAGCAAGCUGACAAAACAGCCCUUCAUACUUAUUUUACACAGAACUUUAUUCCUUACGGAUUCACGUUUUACGGCAACCAUUACACCAACAAAAACGCUCCGUAUGGUCUUUUACAAACGGAAUGGGACAGAGCAAUCAAUGAUCUUAAUAAACCAGAUGAGGGUUUGGCCAAGCUAGUUAAGAUUCUUAAUGGUGAGCAGUGUCAACUACAAAAGCAAGAUGAACCAGAAGAUGAUGAAGAGGCUCUGGAAGAGCCUCCGGAUGUAGAGUUAAAGGAGAAUGGAGAGACUGAAAUUCUCAAACCAAAUCCCCCAAAACCUGUGGCCACCAAGGCCGAGGCGGCGAAGCCGACUGCCACUAAGGAUCCUGAGGGAGCACAGAACCAGGGCAAGAAGGGUGAGGGGACUCCAACUCAGAAUAACGACCAGAGUAAAUCUCGCGAUUCACCAAUUGGAAAGUCUGCUGAUGCAACUCCGCCUCCCGUUGGUGGAGUAGCUCCAGGCCCGCCAGGGCCUCCUGGUCCAGUGUCCAAGGUUUCUUCUCCGGCUCCAGCUUCACCCGUUGUCAAGGCUGUUAAACCUGCGCCUCCCGCUGCUUCAGGAGCUGCAGGCCCCGAAGGGCCUAAGGGUGAUCAGGGAUCGAAAGGGCCUCCUGGUACAGGGUCUUCGGAUCAUUCUCCGACUCAAAUUCAGACGAGUCAACAAACUGUUAUAACUCCAUCUCAAGGCCCGCCAGUUCUUCCCCCUCCACCGGCUGCUCUCCCCAGUGCUCCUGCAACCCCUUCCCUCCCUGGUUUGUCCGGUGUAACGGUUCAGGGUUCACCGGCCGGUGAUGCUCCAACUAUACAGCCUGCUAUCCCUCAAGUCCCUGUGUCUACUCAGCGUCCGAGUGUUUCAGGGCCAAGCGCUGCGUCACCUGGUGAUCAGGGGACUAGGCAAGAUAGUGGUCAAGGUGUUGGUCAACAAGUUACUCAAGUUGUUACCCAACCAACAAGUCAGGCCUCCGGUCACGAUCCAAGCAGCGGCGUUACUACGUCGGUUGUCCCGGCGCCUGGUGGAGCUGGAGCUGGAGGGGGUGGGAAGGAUUCCGGGGCUAAAAAAGAUGCUCCACAAGAUUCCUGUCCUAGUGAAAAGGGAUUGACGAAAAUAAAACUCUGGCCUAAUGGCGGUACGUACUGCGUUAGAGAUCCAAAACCGCAGGCCCGGAAUUACUACGGAGUCAAUGACACAACCAGUGAUGAGCUCUGGGAACAGUAUAAGCAGCGUGAAAUAUUGCAGCCGUGGCAAGAUAAAAUAAAAGCAAGGAGACGUGAGAAGCAAGAUAAGGAACGCAAAAAGGAAGAUGAACGUCAACUUCAAUAUCAGUCCAUGCUUCCAGGCAUUGAAGUUGCGUACAAGGCGCGGGAUGGGAGUGCCUUUCACCUGGAAGAACGGGAGAAAUUGAGGAAGAUCACCAUGGACGUCAGAGGAGAAAUCUUACGAGAACCUCCGGACAUUACAAUAGAGAUCCCGCGUCCCGUCGUGGCUACCAAAACAAACGACGAUGACAUGGCUGAUCUCCCAACGCCUCUGAGUUCACAACCUCCCGCGUGGACAACGCUCCGUGGAGCGGCCGUGACUUCAGAUUCCGAUUACAUUAAGUAUGCCUCAAAUAAGCCCCUUCCGCCAGUCCCCCCUGUUGGUGUCCCCAUGGGUCACGCAAUAGAGCCGCCGAAAUUGCCGAGAGCUCCAAAAACUCUGUCGGCACCAAAAGAUAUGCUGGACGUCACAGGCCAGCCUAUCACCCACACAGUGUUAGUGGAUGUCCCGCCACUGCCUCCACGAAUCCCAAAGCCCCCUAAUCCUGUGGAUCAGUACCCCCCUAGCCCUGUCAAAGUUGACACGCAAGACAUGACAAAAUAUCUAGGGGUCUCUGACGUAAUCCUGACAAAGUCCACUGGCAGUGAUAUAGCAGUUCCCCCACCUCACAAGGUGGACACUCCUCCGCCGCCAUCUCUGAUAGACGCGUGGACCAUCCCCAACCCCAAAAGAAACCGUCCCGUGUCACCUCCCCCAGCCUUCAAAUUGCCUAAGACGCCGCCGACCGCUGAUGUCAAAAUUCCAAGCAUCGAAAUAUCACCAGACUCACGCAUUAUGACAGCUUCAAUGCUUGAUGUCAUGGGUUCUCCCACCACUGCUACUAACACAGCACAUCCCUUGCCGCCGCUAUCAGCCUUGAACCUGCCCUGGCAGCGUGAUGAUACUGUUAGUAAAAUGCCUCCCACAGUUACGCUUAAUGAGCAUGACAUGGCAGACAUAACACAUGUUACUGGCGACGUAAUUAAAACGCCCAUGGCGCAACUUCAAGGUCACCCUAAUAUGGGCAUCUCCGUUACACCGGAGCUCACAGGCCAGCCUGUUGCCGAGAUUAUGUUCGACGAUCCUGAUAUCAUUCCAAUCGAAUUAGUAAUCGAACAGCGGCAUGAAACUGAGGCGGCGCCCAACGCGCAAAUUGAGGCGCCACCCACAGCAACACAAGGCUUCACGAAACAACCGUCUCGGACUACCGCACCACCUGUGGAGUGGCUUGAGCCUGCCGCUCCCAUAGCGGCUUUACCUGAGAUACCCCCGGACGCAUUCACUGUCAGCAUAGAUGCAUACGAUAAUGUGAUAAAUACAAGCGCUGCGGAAUUUCGCAAGAAAUUUGAUCUCAACACAACGCCCGAUGUCUAUCAAUGCCAAGCUCUCUGGUACGCCCAUGAUGCCUCACAUUCCACCGACCAACUAACACCCUCCCCGCCCCCAGACUCGGACCAGCUGCCCACGCCAAACACCGUCAGGGAAAUGCUCCUCUGGCUGGUUGGGUUGAACCAAAAGGGGUAUAUUGCUUUCAUUGAGGAGCAUCUGAAAAACCUUUUGAGGGAGUACAACAAUGAUGUUUCACAAUCUCCAGAUUCCCUCGAGGUCACUGGGCAUCCCACCAAUCUGACCGCUACCCGUGUCGCCAACACCCUGACCGAGGCGUGUCUCUACUCGGCCAACUUUCUCUACAGGAUUAAACACAAAGACAUAUCCGAUGACUUCAAAACCUUUUUCAAGUAUCAAAAGAAAUAUGCCUUUUAUUAUUCCUCCGACCCCGCCUGCCUCCUCUGCCAGCUGCGGGACUACGUCUACGUCUGCCACCACCAGUUGACGUUCCUGAAGUCGCAGUGCUCUCGGAAUAAAAUAAACGGUGGUUGGCAGGAUUGUCAAUAUGGCAAUAAUGUCCCCAAGUCACCCCUCCAAGCCUUCCUGACUGACGCCUCCGACUCCAAGUUCGACACUCACCUCUUCGACCCGUGCAACAUCUGCCUCAAGAGCCGUGUCAACAUGGGAUUCACAAAGGACGAUUUGCCUGAGAAUCUGCAAACCGGCAAGCAUAUUUCCACCAUCCUCUCUCCCACCUGCGGCGGCGAAGAUCCCCUGCUGACAUUGGCCUCUUACCUCAACUGCCUCACCAGGCGGACGCCGCGCACCACCGGGGAGCUUGUCUCGUUCUUCCACAAUUUCGGGAAUUCGCUUCAUGAUGCGCCUUCAAAAAGCUUGUCUCCACUGGGCUCCGCCCUCUCCAAGCCACAUGCCCACUGCCCCGACUGGGACCAUCUUGAGGCCGACGAUCUACAAACCAUCCAGGACGCCCGGGGCUCCGCCCCUCCCACCGCCAACUCCAACCACGACCACUACAACGACCAUCCCAAGACCCUGUCUACGCUGCUCGGUUGCGGCAUCGAUAAUGCCAAGUGCCCACAACACUUCACGCCCAUCACCUACCGGGCCUACGCCCUGUACUCUUCUAGCUUCACCCACAACUACCUCAGCUGGACGGCCUACCUACCCGACAGACUGUGGGAGUCACUGCUCAAGCUGCAAUGUGAUCUCGAGGACCUUCAAUGCCCCGGCUCCAAGUGCGCAUCACUCCACCAGUGUGACAAGGCCCUGCCCCUCCUCUACACUCACGGGUUCACGCCACCGGACGGGGCACUGCAGCCGUCACUCACGUGUUCCAAGGUCAUCUCCAAGCUGGAGGCAGUGGUCGCCGGAAAGCCUAUCGCAAGCCUCAUGACCGCCAUGGACACAUUCCUGUACAAUAUCAGGACGCCCUUCCUCCUCACCAUCGGAGCGCUCUGGCUCACCGCCACGCUCUACAUUCUCCACUCCUUGCUCUACCGCAUGGACGUCCUGCGCAUCCGCUCCCACCUCCUCACCACCAGGGCCUCCCACCUCAUCGACGUCAAGGCGCUGCUCGCCGGAAGCCGCAGGAUGCUCUCACUCUACAAGGACGUCGAUUACUUCGACGAUGAGCCUAUGGGUCAACUCGAUGUAUCGCAGUAA
Babesia ovata is the source of this 5373-nucleotide messenger RNA. Its product is annotated as ribosome binding protein. The record is from RefSeq and is a predicted model, not a curated record. The transcript has a single exon. Lineage: Eukaryota; Apicomplexa; Aconoidasida; Piroplasmida; Babesiidae. The coding region runs from base 1 to 5373 and encodes 1790 amino acids.